CAGUGCACACUGGUAGACGAGCUCGGAUAUUCUAUUACACUUCAAUGGAGGAACAGCCCAAAGAUCGGGCACAAGAGAGACGAUAUCACCACCAUGGAGAAGAAAGACACCCUAUUCAAUACAAAACAUCUCUAAAAAAUGAUCAGCUCUACUUCCAGUACCAGCAUCAGCAGGAAACGCAGACGAAGAAAACAGGUUGGGCCACCCGGAAAAGUUAGCAAGCUAGCUAAUGUCAAUGACUUAGCUAGCAAGCCAGUUUAUUACCGACGUCGAUGUAGCUUGCUAGUUCGCGUGACAGUCAUAGCAGGAUGGUAGCAAGCUGUUAAAAAAUAUUUAGCUGAUUAGUUAGCUGGGUCUAGAGCUGAAUAUCGCUGGAUAGGGGUAGUUAAACGUCGCGUGACAGCUGUCGCUGGUGGUUUGACAGAUGGGGAUUGACCUUGUGCGCCGGUUUCACCACCCAUUUCUACAUUUAUGGUACUCCCUGACAAUUCCCCUGUGUUACUAAUUAGUCCUUUUGUUGUUCAAUUAUUUUGUCACGUGCAUACAUUGACUUUGUAAAAAAAACUCAAGCUAAUUUGGUAGGAAUUCCGUGAAAUAUUUUGAAAACAAAAACAAGCCGGCUCCACUGGAAUGUUCUGAGUUGCCGUUUCCCGUCGGCCAUGUUAGAAAAUGCGAGAUGGAAAGCUAACGUUAGCUAGUUAAUCCUAACAACGAGAGUGAGAUUUGUGCAUAAAACAAGUUUCAAUGUAUUUUGUUUACUACCAACUGACUGCAGACAGGGCUGCAAAAGCAAGAUGGCUAACUAACUUACUUUUGAGACUUUUCAGGGAUUAAAUAGCUAGUUAGUGCCAGAAAUGUUUCACCUGCAAGCAGCUUCGGCUCGGUCGGGCCUGUUACGUUUAGUUAGCCAUGAAGCCACGCAAACAUGUUAGCCUGGGUAGAUGACUUGAGGACAUAGCAUUGUCUUGCUAGCAAGCUGGCUGACUUAUGGUAUUUUGAUUUUAAUAAACAAUUCAGAACCAAUGUCUUAUUGUUUUAGCAAACUACAUGACUUGAAAUGUAAUUGUAGCCUCGCCAGUUUCUUUAGACUAGUUCAAACUUGAUGUCAUGCAUGAAAACAAAAUGGUACAUACCUUGGCUUCAGUUCAGACAACACAAUAGAACACCACUCUUAACACAAUUUUAGAGUUAUUCUGGUUGUAACAUUACUUAAGAUGUUAUUUGUUCAUCCAUAUUUUAUAGAGGUAUCUUAGGAGCAAUGGCUAAUAUUUCAUCUAGUUUAAAAUGUUGUCUUUAGAUGCUAGUGUGGCAAGUAUUUGUUUUUAUUGGCUAGCUAAGUCAAGCCCAGUUACACUGUCAACCACCUUCCCCUUAUCAAAAGUUAUAGGACAAUGUAAUGGUAAUUUCUACCUACAGCACAUUUUUCUUCAGUGAUUUAUGUAUGGUAUCUAUUCACAAGUAGGCUAUGGGACUACUAUGUUUAAGGGAAUCUGAUCUGGGCACUGGUGUGUGGUUGUUUGCUGACCUAUUCAGUCUAAAUAGUCAUGAUACAGCAUCAUCUUAAAAAGGCCUUGCCAUGUUUCCUGCAAAAGGAGCUGCGAGGUUGCAUUCUUGUAAACAGAUUAGGUCUGUUAGUCCCUUUUUUAUAUACACUGCUCAAAAAAAUAAAGGGAACACUAAAAUAACACAUCCUAGAUCUGAAUGAAUGAAAUAAUCUUAUUAAAUACUUUUUUCUUUACAUAGUUGAAUGUGCUGACAACAAAAUCACACACAAAUUAUCAAUGGAAAUCAAAUUUAUCAACCCAUGGAGGUCUGGAUUUGGAGUCACCCUCAAAAUUAAAGUGGAAAACCACACUACAGGCUGAUCCAACUUUGAUGUAAUGUCCUUAAAACAAGUCAAAAUGAGGCUCAGUAGUGUAUGUGGCCUCCACGUGCCUGUACGACCUCCCUGCAAUGCCUGGGCAUGCUCCUGAUGAGGUGGCGGAUGGUCUCCUGAGGGAUCUCCUCCCAGACCUGGACUAAAGCAUCCUCCAACUCCUGGACAGUCUGUGGUGCAACGUGGCGUUGGUGGAUGGAGCGAGACAUGAUGUCCCAGAUGUGCUCAAUUGGAUUCAGGUCUGGGGAACGGGCGGGCCAGUCCAUAGCAUCAAUGCCUUCCUCUUGCAGGAACUGCUGACACACCCCAGCCACAUGAGGUCUAACAUUGUCUUGCAUUAGGAGGAACCCAGGGCCAACCGCACCAGUAUAUGGUCUCACAAGGGGUCUGAGGAUCUCAUCUCGGUACCUAAUGGCAGUCAGGCUACCUCUGGCGAGCACAUGGAGGGCUGUGCGGCCCCCCAAAGAAAUGCCACCCCACACCAUGACUGACCCACCGCCAAACCGGUCAUGCUGGAGGAUGUUGCAGGCAGCAGAACGUUCUCCACGGCGUCUCCAGACUCUGUCACGUCUGUCACGUGCUCAGUGUGAACCUGCUUUCAUCUGUGAAGAGCACAGGGCGCCAGUGGCGAAUUUGCCAAUCUUGGUGUUCUCUGGCAAAUGCCAAAUGUCCUGCACGGUGUUGGGCUGUAAGCACAACCCUCACCUGUGGACGUCGGGCCCUCAUACCACCCUCAUGGAGUCUGUUUCUGACCGUUUGAGCAGACACAUGCACAUUUGUGGCCUGCUGGAGGUCAUUUUGCAGGGCUCUGGCAGUGCUCCUCCUGCUCCUCCUUGCACAAAGGCGGAGGUAGCAGUCCUGCUGCUGGGUUGUUGCCCUCCUACGGCCUCCUCCACGUCUCCUGAUGUACUGGCCUGUCUCCUGGUAGCGCCUCCAUGCUCUGGACACUACGCUGACAGACACAGCAAACCUUCUUGCCACAGCUCGCAUUGAUGUGCCAUCCUGGAUGAGCUGCACUACCUGAGCCACUUGUGUGGGUUGUAGACUCCGUCACAUGCUACCACUAGAGUGAAAGCACCGGCAGCAUUCAAAAGUGACCAAAACAUCAGCCAGGAAGCAUAGGAACUGAGAAGUGGUCUGUGGUCACCACAUGCAAAACCAGUCCUUUAUUGGGGGUGUCUUGCUAAUUGCCUAUAAUUUCCACCUGUUGUCUAUUCCAUUUGCACAACAGCAUGUGAAAUGUAUUGUCAAUCAGUGUUGCUUCCUAAGUGGACAGUUUGAUUUCACAGAAGUGUGAUAGACUUGGAGUUACAUUGUGUUGUUUAUGUGUUCCCUUUAUUUUUUUGAGCAGUGUAUUUGGAGAGUGAGGUGGUAGGGAAUGAUGGACUUUAUAGUCUACACACCUAUUACUGGCAGUGCAACUAACUUGCUUUUGUUUUCUUUUACAGGCAAUGGAAAAAUAAACACCAGUGACGUGGAGGGGGAGAAGAUUCUGUCUGCAAAUGAUUUAGUUGGUAUCCCUCAUCCCACCAACAGCAAUGGUAACAGACAUUUGAUAAACGCUAAUGUAAAACAGAAGUCAACACGCAAUGUUUUUACCACUUUUUCAAAAGUGGGCAGCAAAGAGGGUGUUGUUCAUAAGAAGAAUAUGGACUGUAUAAAUGACAAGGACAAGGCCUUGGAUUUCACUAAUCACUACGAGGGAAAGUUUUUGGACAAAAAGGAGUCUGCAUUGUUUCUGAAUGGGGUGGUAAACUCUGCUCAUAUUACAAAUGGUUACUCCAGCAAGUCACCCCCUGAUAACGAUGGCAGUGGCUCAGAAGGUGGAUAUACUACUCCUAAGAAACGCAAGGCCAGACGCAACAGCAUCAAGAACACAGAGCAUGUGACAAGAGAAAAGGAGAGAGCCAUGCAGCAGGGCAAUGCCACACAGGAGCCAGAGGUUUCUGGACUUGAACCAACAGAGAAAAUGGUGAGCUCGCAACUUGUCCAUAAAGCAGACGCCCAGACAGCAGUCAGGCGGAUAGAUGCUCCAGAGGUGGCUAUGGGUGAACUGCAGAAGAAAAACUCAGACAGUAAGACUGCUGCAGGUGCCUUUGGUAAAAGGUUUGAGAAUAGGCCCAAAGCCAAGCUCUCCUCCUCUUCAAAAGAGGACUCUUGGACUUUAUUCAAGCCUCCUCCAGUAUUUCCUGUGGACAACAGUAGUGCUAAAAUAGUGCCCAAGAUUAGUUAUGCAAGUAAAGUUAAGGAGAACCUCAACAAAGCAGCCCAGGCUGGAGGAGAGGUACAGCCUCCUCAGGUGCCUGGUAGACUGUCACAGGUCCCCAUGUCCGCUAUGAAAACCAUCAUCUCCGCUAGCUUUACUAAUGGCCCCGUUUCUGGAGAUGGAAAUAGUUGCCCGUCUGUUGGUACCUUCUUCACUCCUGCUGCUAGUAGUAUUCCGCCAGCCCCCUCUCUCCCAUGUGGGGAGAACGUAGCAUCCACUUUGGACAAUGACUGUAACUCUCUAACCAACCCUGCAGCAGCAGCUGUAGAUCUGAGAAAGUGUACUCUUUUCAUUUACCCCCUAAACCCUUUAAAUAUGCAACCUGUGCUCCCUAGUGCUCGCCAAGUGGACACCCAGGCCGCUCAGACAAAUCAGAAAGCCUUGGGGGACAUUUUCCAGAAUCAGUGGGGCCUGUCUUUCAUCAAUGAGCCAAAUGUGGGGCCAGAAGGAGGAAGUGGGCCAGUGGCUACUGUGGAGGGCAAGGAUGUGGUGGUAACAUUUCAAGGGGAGCAAUGCCCUGCUGCCAAGCCAGGCCUUGACUGUAAUCUAUCAAUCCCUGAGCCUUUGCCUCUCACUUUGGCUCAAGACUCAGAGAAAAGGACUAGUGCCCUAGCUUGCCCCCCUGCUACAGUGAAAGAUGAGGAUGGGGAAAAGGCUCAGCUGUCUAGACAGGACAAGACAAAGGGCGAGGCUAAGAGUCCAGGUGCAGUUUUGUUGGCCUCUUGUAAAGACAUAAGUGCUGAGCCUUUCCAGGCCCCCCUGACCAACAUGGUGUUGGGGCUGUCUAAAGAGCAGGCCCACUCUAAGAGCCUGGACAGAGGUAGCUGGGGGUCGUUUGAUCUUAAAGCUGCUGUUACUUAUCACACUAAAGGUAACUUCUCUUCCCCUGCUGUAUCAAUUCUAUGAACAUAUGUAUUACACAUUAGUAGCUUUAACCUACUAUUUCACUUGCACCAACAGUUUUAAAUCCAUUAGCAUCACAUUAAAGACAAAAUGUGUCUAAUAAUAAAAGGUCUUAUGCAUCUGGAGAUAAUAAUCAAUCUUUGUUUUUUCUCUACAGAAAUGGAAUAUGUUUUCAAUUUGCAAAAACAAGGUAAAGUAAAAGGUCUCUUUUCUGUGUAGUGUAUUUUUAAAGUUGUGAAAUUGGGUUUUCUAUUUGUUGUUCAAAGGUAUACAGCUGAAGUUUGAAUAACAUGUAUUAUGAGUUGCUAACUAAGUUCCCCAGGGCCUACACUCAAUUUCUGUCCUUUUCUUCCCCCAGAUCCAAAAAGAGUAGUCUGUUAUGACAAGACCAAGGAUGGACCUGAUCAGUGAGGUAGUGAAUGUCAACAAUUACAUGUACCUUCUCCCUACCUGGGUGCUGCAGUUAUCAUCUUUGGUGGUUAUGAUCCCUUUGGAAAACAA
Messenger RNA from Coregonus sp. 'balchen', 5546 nucleotides. NCBI's taxonomy places the organism in Eukaryota, Metazoa, Chordata, Actinopteri, Salmoniformes, Salmonidae. The record is from the annotation of a GenBank genome assembly.